GCAAGCGAGGAGAUAAAAGAGGUGGCGUCGCGCCCCACUCGGUUCUCGCGUUCGCCGCUGCCCGCUCACGCCGCCGCCAUGGGCCGCAAAUUCUUCGUCGGAGGCAACUGGAAGAUGAACGGAAACAAGGAAAGCCUGAAGGAUCUGGCUAGCAACUUGAGCAAAGCCACGCUGCCCCCGGACACUGAGGUGGUGGUCGCCCCGCCCUCCAUCUACCUCAAGUACAUCCGGGAAGUGAUGGACGCCAAGAUCGGAGUGGCUGCUCAGAACUGCUACAAGGUGCCGAGCGGGGCCUUCACCGGGGAGAUCAGCCCCGCCAUGAUCAAGGACUGUGGAGCGGCCUGGGUCGUCCUGGGGCACUCGGAGCGGAGGCACGUCUUUGGAGAGUCAGACGAGCUGAUUGGACAGAAGGUUAGCCACGCCCUGGCCGAGGGCCUGGGGGCCAUCGCCUGCGUGGGGGAGAAGCUGGAUGAGAGGGAGGCAGGCUCCACUGAGAAGGUCGUGUUCGAGCAGACCAAGGUCAUUGCCGCCAACGUGAAGGACUGGUCGAAGGUGGUUCUCGCCUAUGAACCCGUCUGGGCCAUUGGAACCGGCAAGACGGCCACUCCUCAGCAGGCGCAGGAGAUCCACGAGAAGAUGAGGAAGUGGCUGAAGGAGAAUGUGGGCGAGGCCGUGGCCUCCAGUGUCCGCAUUAUCUACGGAGGUUCAGUGACAGCGGCCACAUGUAAGGAAUUGGCCGGGAUGCCCGAUGUGGACGGAUUUCUGGUGGGUGGGGCUUCGCUCAAACCCGAGUUCCUGGAGAUCAUCAAAGCGAAGCAGAAGUAGAGGAGGACCUGAGACCAGCGGCGCCGUCCAGGCCCUACCCCCGCGGGGGAGACUGGAUCCUCCCCUGUGCCGGGGGAGUGCCGAGCAGAGGGGGGCCUCCCUGGCAGCGGACCCCACCCCUGUGUGCCCUCUGACCUUGUGAUGUUACGCCACCACUUAAAUGUGUAGAGACUCCGA
Hypanus sabinus (Atlantic stingray) is the source of this 1002-nucleotide messenger RNA. Its product is annotated as triosephosphate isomerase-like. The transcript is spliced from 7 exons. Gene Ontology annotation, biological process: glycerol catabolic process; glycolytic process; glyceraldehyde-3-phosphate biosynthetic process. Bases 79 to 825 code for a protein of 248 amino acids. Gene Ontology annotation, molecular function: triose-phosphate isomerase activity. Lineage: Eukaryota; Metazoa; Chordata; Chondrichthyes; Myliobatiformes; Dasyatidae. The record is from RefSeq and is a predicted model, not a curated record. Gene Ontology annotation, cellular component: cytosol.